CGCUACCGAAUGCCGCUAACUGGACCGCUAAUAAGACAUUUGCAUAAUUAUCAUCAUAAUAAUAAUUAUAAUAUCAUUUGGGCAUCAGUGUGGGCAGUGUGGUCGUCAGCAUCGUGGUCAGCAUUGAGUUCAAAGGUCUUCAUAGUGUUUGUUCUGGUGGUGAUUCUUUUAUUCGGAUACUAUUAUGCAGAAAUAAUGGCGGACGGCAGUGCAUCAGACAACACCUCGAUUAGCACAUUUUUGAAAGAAUGCGGUGCUAAUCCAGCAAUAUUGGCAAAUUUUGAACAAAAUGGAAUUACUGACCUGGAGCUGCUAAAUGAAGUUUCACAAAGUGAAGGGGAUUUCAGGCAGUUAGUGCCAUGUAUGGGUACUAGAUUGAAAAUAAAGCUCAAAUUGAGAAAUUCCUUAGAGGAAAUAAUAUUACCUUUUGAAGAUGACAUCAUCAGUGAAGGUACUGUUCAGGAAAAUACUAACAGAAUAGUUCCAAUUGGACAAUCAACUCCAGGCUCUAAUGCUUGGGAAACUACCAGCAGCAGCAUAAGUCACAUUGAUUGUGAGGAACCCCCUAACAAAUAUAUUAUACUAGAACAUAUUGACCUUCCAAAAGCACAACCAAAAAAAAAUCAGGCAGUGUUGGAACCUGAUGUUGACAAGCCACAAGAAAUUGAAUUACCCCAUCUACUUGAACAGACCAUAGUUGGAAGGGCUAUCAAGAGUAUUUACAAACUGAAAAAGCAGCUUGAUUCAAGAUGUCAAGCUUAUCUAGCUGAUAUAAUCAUUCAACACUAUGUGAACAUUCGACCCUUUAGGAGGCUGCAAAAUUCGGAUUUCAAUAAGAUCUCUCAAGACAUCGCAAAAUUAUUUCCUAAUGAAGUACCUGGAGUUUAUUAUACUGCACCAAUAAAAAAGAGGAACUCCAGGAAUAAUAAAAGUAUUGUUGCAAGAGGGAAGCUCAUUGAUAAAUACAGGAACAAACUCAGUUUUUUGAGGAAGGCAAGCGCAUUACCAACAAGAUUAUUUGAUGAAACUGAUACAGAUGAUUCAAGUCAUUUUGCGGAUGAUGUACAAAUAGACUUCGAAGACGAUGUGACCUGGCUUAAAAAUAGCCGCGCUCCAUGGGCAGAAGUUCAAGAAAAAUGGUCCAACACAUUUCCAUUCCGACAAGCUUUAUUGUCUAAAGAAGUGGGAAUACAAGAAAUACUUGACGAAUUUUCUAUUAUCAAAGAUCCCUUGGGAUACACACUAGUAGAUUCCGAUUUCAAAUUGAGAUAUCCUGGGAACUAUCGAAAAAUUUACACUAAAUUUGAAUCUGUCUUCAAUAGCCUACUGGAGACGCGCAGGAAACAUCUUACACCAGCAGAUAAUUUGAUCCUAGAUAUUAUUCAGUCUCCUGAUGUUAACCAAGAAUCUAAGACCGUUUUGAUGCUGAACAUCUUGAUUUCUUUGCUGCCUACAAAAUCAUUUAAUAAGAAAUCAAAAACCAACUGGCAUCCUACAGUUAAUGAAUCAAAGGAAGGCAUUUUCGUUCAAAUUAAAAAUGCUGGUGACCUGGAAAAUGUCGUAGAAGGAAAAAGGGCUACUAUGAAAAAGUAUGGCUUACCCAUGUUACCAUUUGUUAUCGUAGAAUCCCCCACCUACACAGAAAUCAAAAAUAUAUAUGUGAGUUUUGACAGAACAGUUUAUAAGCUAAUUUCUGUUUUGAAGGCUAUAGAUGUUUGCUUCCAACUGAUACAUGUUCUAAAUUUAGUGUAUCCAUUUGAAUCAGAGCACAUUUGGAUGUUUAUUCAAUUAUCAAUGUAUGAACUAAAAACAAAUUUCGACAAUAUACCCAGUAUCCUUGAUGUUGUCAAUAAAAUAAAGGUAGGAGAGCAGACAAAACAAAAUUGA
Messenger RNA from Phaedon cochleariae (mustard beetle), 1887 nucleotides. NCBI's taxonomy places the organism in Eukaryota, Metazoa, Arthropoda, Insecta, Coleoptera, Chrysomelidae. The record is from the annotation of a GenBank genome assembly.